This is a messenger RNA of Trametes versicolor FP-101664 SS1, 1050 nucleotides long. RefSeq lists its product as uncharacterized. Bases 1 to 876 code for a protein of 291 amino acids. Lineage: Eukaryota; Fungi; Basidiomycota; Agaricomycetes; Polyporales; Polyporaceae. The record is from RefSeq and is a predicted model, not a curated record. The transcript is spliced from 3 exons.
AUGCCGAACUCGAUAUCCUUUCCUACCGCCCCUUCCACCCUCAGCUCCUCCCAGUCUAGCGUCGCCGACACCACCGCCCUCUCGCUCGCACACCACCGCACGGCCGCCGAUGUCUGCGAACUCUUCUUCGGGGCGUCCCCGCCCGCCUGGCAGUCCGUCGAGCGGUUCUAUGAUGCGCAUGCAACGUACGAGAACCCGUUCAUAACGGCGACCUCGAGAGAUACCAUCUCGGACGUACACGCCCUCGGCCAUGCGAUCUCCCGGUUGGAUGUCCCGAAGCCGUGGGCCGUGCUCUCCUCGCUCUUCAGAGUAUCGGCCGACUCGCGCUGGGGAUCCUCGUGGUUCCGCGGUCUGAGCAUGUGGAACGAAGUGAACAACAUUUCUGAGUGCGAUACUUUCGAUGGCCACAAACGUACAAUGGUCGAACAUACCCUGCAUAUCCUCAUCUUACCGGGCCUUCACUCGGCAGCAUCCAGCCCAUCCAGCCCACUCCCCGCCGCACACUCCGACUCGACGGUGUCAUUAUUAUCCGACUCUGCCCACUCGCGGGCGCUGCACUUCCAACACUCUAGCCUCUCCUUCUGGCCGCCCUCGCCCUUUCACCUGAAGCUCCCAAUAAUCACGCGGCUCUCCUUCAACGAUGCGGGCAAGAUUACGCACCAUCGCGACUUCUGGGACGUAAAGGACCUGCUCGGCCUCCUUCCGGGCAUGACCCUCUUCCAGUGGAUUAGCGGUCGACUGGCUGCGCAGAGCAUUCGCGGCAUCGUCAGGGUCGGCCGCGCGCUCAUGGGUACUCCACCACACGACGAAGAAGCCGGUCUUCCGCGCACCAGCGCCGCCGCAGGCGGGAAGAGGCAGGCCGCCGAUCCGUAUUGAGUCCAGACCCACGGUCUGCUUCGCGCUCGACGACGGGUCCCGCCUAUCGGGUGCGGUGUAUUUCCUUCGGAGGUCUCUGUAAUUCACGUACUCGGCGUCUUGUAUCAUACCACAUGGAUGUACUACGUAUACGCUGUCAUGCCACAAUUUGUAUUUUAGACUUCCAGCAAUGAC